This is a messenger RNA of Fusarium verticillioides 7600, 456 nucleotides long. RefSeq lists its product as hypothetical. The record is from RefSeq and is a predicted model, not a curated record. Lineage: Eukaryota; Fungi; Ascomycota; Sordariomycetes; Hypocreales; Nectriaceae. The transcript has 2 exons. The coding region runs from base 1 to 456 and encodes 151 amino acids.
AUGGCUGAUGGUGUUUUCAUCUGGGUCAAACUGGUUUUGCAUGAGCUGGAAGCAGAACUUGAUUCCGAGGUCUCCCUGGACGCCCUCUAUCAAGUUCUUGAUACUUUUCCGAAAAAGUUGGAAACGUUUUACGACAAGAUUCUGCGCAAGGUCGACAGACCAGAAGCUUGGGCCGUGUUGGAUGUCCUUGUUGAGACAGCAAAAUGGAACAUUCCGGGCCUAUUUAACAUUUAUCACUAUUCACUCUUGAGGGGCUUAACAUCAGAUCCUGAUGACUAUCAAGGAACUUCCGAUGGCACACCAUGGCCAAAAGACCUGACAUCAAAAUCACAGGCUCUUGUCGACAACUUCCGAAAGCGGGUCCCCUUGCUUUUCCGUGGCAUGGUAGAUGUGAUUGCUAGGGGCCGCUUCCACGAAAACACAGCAUCGGACUGGAAAUUUACUGUCUCAGAUUGA